Molecule: messenger RNA, 10136 nt
Organism: Mercenaria mercenaria
Lineage: Eukaryota; Metazoa; Mollusca; Bivalvia; Venerida; Veneridae
Product: sialomucin core protein 24-like
Exons: 7
Coding region: 85-1002 (305 amino acids)
Cellular component (GO): cytoplasmic vesicle
Source: RefSeq, a predicted model, not a curated record
UUACUUCCGGGAUAAAUAAAAAGCUGCGACGCAAUAUUGUAACAGUCGAAUUGAUUUAAAUCGUCGGAGAAACUGUCGAUAACCAUGAAGUUUAUUAGUUUUGCAUUCUGCCUUCUUAUAUUGUGUUUUGCCUCAACGGUAACUGCGGCAGAAGAAGCCACUGAAGAGGUAUGUGCAGCAUUGACAGAAGAUAAGAAGUGUUGUAAUACGACAGGGUGUAUGUGGUUCUUCUGUGAAAAUGCAACAGCAACAAAAAACAUUACAGAGUGCCAUUCCACAAACUGGACAGCAGUUGACUCAUGCAAGAACAAUACUCAAAAACAGAUUUGUGAGAAACCAGCUUCUCCAUCAACAGCAGCAACAACUACUCAAGCACCAGUAGAAGUUGAUCCAUGCAAAAAUGUUACAGACAAGACAUCAUGUUGUACUAUCAAUGGCUGCGUCUUUACCAACUGUACCAGCACAGAUGACACAAUCACUGAUCCUGUACAAGUUUGCGUGAAAAAUGAGACUGUAUCUACUGUGUGCAAACUAGACACAAACAAAGAUCAGUGUGCACCCUCAACCUCUACACCAACCCCUACACCAACCCAGCCGACAGAUGUUUGUGAAUCAUACAACAGUAGUGAAAUAGACUGUUGCAGCCAUACUGACCAGAACUGCACUUACAUCAAGUGUACAGAUCCGAAUGAUAAUGCACACACAGGAUGUCAUGUACAAAGCAGUGAUACCAGUAUGUCAAAAUUCUGUAAAGAUGAACCUAAGUUUUUGUGCAGUGCACCGACCCCUAACCCAGAUGUAACAACACAGCCAGCAACAAAUGGAUCAUCAACUCCGACCCCUGAUGCAGAUGCAAACAGUGGCGAAGCAGAGCAUUCACAACAUUUCGACGGAGCUUCGUUUAUUGGUGGCAUCGUGCUUUGUUUAGGCCUUGUUGCCAUCGCUUUCUUUGGAGUCAAGUUUUACAGGGCAAGGGCGGAGAGAAAUUAUCAUACACUCUAGACUGAUGGCUUACAAACACUGCUGCAAAAUUUAAAUUUCAUCAAACUUUUGUUAAAUUAUUGUUUUUCUGUAAUAUCAUUUUCAAAAUCUGAAGCAGUAAGCAAUUGAGGGCUUUCAUUUAUCUAUAACUUGAUAAUUGUGGUAACUGAUGAAAAUUUUACUGAUUUCAUAUUUUCUCUUGGUAAUAAGGUAUAAAUAAGUAAAAGAUUAGCAUUUUAGGCUUUUUCUUCUGCUAAAUUUGCAUUGGUUAAUGGUCCGAUUCCAUUUAGUUGUAAUUCAGAUAAUUUCAGGGUUAUUAUGUACUAUUCAUGUAUUCAAUAUGCCAUAACUAGUUUUGUUGCAAAAAGAAAAAGAGUUAUUUUUGUCUUUCUAAAAAAAUUGUGCCUUCAGAAAGUGUAUAAAAAACAAAAGUUGUUAUACAAUUACAGUUAAAAUCUCUUCUCGCAAACACUGAAUAAGGGGCUGAUUUAGAUGGUAUUUUUGUAAUAAUAUUCCUCACCAUAUUUGAUAAUGCUGUACUUCUCACUUUAUGGAAGGUACUGCAUAAGUUGAUAUAUUUUUUCAGGAAAAGUGAAAAAGGUUCCAGUUUCAGGCAGUUGCUUUUAACGUGUUACGAGAAACAGAGCAUAAUAUGAGCCGUGCCAUGGGAAAACCAACAUAGUGGGUGUGCGACCAGCAUGGAUCCAGACCAGCCUGCGCAUCCGCGCAGUCUGGUCAGGCUCCAUGCUGUUCGCUUUUAAAGCCUAUUGGAAUUGGAGAAACUGUUAGCGAACAGCAUGGAUUCUGACCAGACUGCGCGGAUGCGCAGGCUGGUCUGGAUCCAUGCUGGUCGCAUACCCACUAUGUUGGUUUUCCCGUGGCACGGCUCAUAUGUAAAUAUAAAAGCAGUUAUUAUAUAUCUUACUAUAAAUAGGAACUAAUCUUGACUGGACAGACACUUGCAACAUGUGCCAGUGGUAAGAACUGUGCACUGUAACAGGUUAUUGACAUUCUGAAUGUCAUGCCAGUAACCCGAUGCCUCGAUGUUUAUGUUCAGGUAUAUAACAACAUAAUAAAUGUCAGUGGCACACAUUAAUGUGGAUACACCUUUAGUCCAGUAUGUGUUAAAUAAUGUUAGCAUCCUUUGUAAGACAUGCCUUUGCCAUUUAAUAAUAAUGUUUUAUAAAGUACCUGUAAUAAUAUUUUCCUAUGCUUUUCUAUCCAAGUUCAUAUUUAUAAACUCAUUUUGUAUGACCAAAGGCAACUUUAUUCCAAAGAAAUGUGAUGAAGUAUGUUGCAGCAUUAUUUUCAAUCACCAUUUCUAUCAAUUAUAGAUGAAAUUACAAAAAUGCAUCUACAAGAUUGUUGUAGACAUUUUAUUGUCUGCUUGUAAGAGUUAGUGCCAUUGAGUUUUUGCUUCAGUCAUAAAUCAUUUUAGCAGUGUCAUGAGAAACCCGACAUAGUGCGUUUGCGACCAGCAUGGAUCCAGACCAGCCUGCGCAUCCGCACAGUCUGGUCAGGAUCCAUGCUGUUCGCUUUCAAAGCCUAUUGCAAUUAGAGAUUCUGUUAGCGAACAGCAUAGAUCCUGACCAGACUGCAUGGAUGAGCAAGCUGGUCUGGAUCCAUGCUGGUCGCAAAUGCACUUUGUUGGUUUUCUCAUGGCGCGGCUCAUAUAAAUUGACAGAAAAAAAAAGAUGAAAAACAAAAAAUAAAGGAUGUAGGGGAGAAAGUAGAAACAUUUCAGGUGGAAAUAGAAGAUAAUAUGUAAUAUAGUCGAGCAUAUGUGUUUAUGUAAAAAAUCAAGGUGAUUUCAAAUGUAUGUUGAGGUCCCACUACGCAUUUAACAAUUUUUGUCAUUUGUGUACAUCAUUUUUACUUGUCAGACCAAAAAUAAGGUUUUCUUAAUGUAAUAAUAAAUGUCAUUGCAUUUGCUUAAUAAUAGUUAUCAUAUUAAUUAUGUCAUCAUGUACUUGGUUGUUCAUGUGAGGUUAUAUAACAUUUGUGUUGAAAUAGAAUCAGUGCUACUUACUUGUAAAUAAUUACGGUAAUUAUUUAAUGUAAUUUACCUCGACCAUUCUAACAUACAGUGAUUGCCCGAUUUAAAAACAAGCUUUUUGUGACUUUUUCCCCCAUCUUUUGUUGGGAAAUGGAUGAGAAUUAUAUUGCAAUAGUUUUAAGACUGAACAUGUUGCAACUUAACCUUUAGCAUGCUAGAUAAAUUGUCGUCUGCUGGAAAUGUCGUCUGCUAAAAUCGUAAAGUUCAUUCAAUUUGCUCCAAAAUUGGAAGAAAUAUUGUCAUAGUAGCAAACAGCUUGGAACCUGAUCAGACGCCGAUUUAAUCGGCGUCUGAUCUGGUUCCAAGCUGUUUGCAAAGGCUGUUAAAUUCGCCUGCAGCAGGCUAAGGGUUAAUAUUGUAUGUAGUGUUUCAUGUUAACAGUUUGGUUGUGAUUUAGAAUAAAUUUAUCAUUAUAUGCACUAUACAGAACUGUUAAUCAGAAGAACGAGAUUAUACACUUAAACCUGCCUUAAUGGUCAUAUCUAUUAAACAACCACUUGCCAUAAGCAGCCAGGCAGCUAACUUCCCACAUUGAUUUUUUGUAACAAAUUCGCCUUGUUUUAAGCAAUCUGCUGCCUUAACCCUUAGCCUGCUGGUAGCAAGUGAUUAUGCCUUUGCAACCAGUGCAGACCAAGAUCAGCCUGCACAUCCAUGCAGUCUGAUUAUGGUCUGCACUGUUCGCUAUUCAGUCAGUAAUUUUUCAAAGAAUACCCCUUUGAAUAAUAAAUGGUAUUGUCCAAAUUGAAUGAUGGACCAGUCCAUUUUAGAAAUUUAGCAGGCUAAAGGGUAAGCUGUCCAAUUGUGUGGCUGCCUUGGCUGGCUGCGUAAUACAGGUUUGAAUAAUAAAUGGUAUUGUCCAAAUUGAAUGAUGGACCAGUCCAUUUUAGAAAUUUAGCAGGCUAAAGGGUAAGCUGUCCAAUUGUGUGGCUGCCUUGGCUGGCUGCGUAAUACAGGUUUGACUGUAGUUCUAAAAUUCAAAUCAGAAUCAUUCUUAAAUCCUCUAGACAGGCUUUCAAGUGGCCCUAAAAUACCUAAAAAAAGUCCUAAUUAUUGUAGGCCUCCCUAAAAUUCCUAAAAAAAAAACACUAGGAAAGGGCCAAAUUCCUAAAAAAAAAGCCUGUAUUUUUCAAAUUAUCCCUUAUUCUUUGAAAUUUCUGUCUGAACUUAAAACAUUUUUGCACAAAGUCAUGCAUAUAAUGAACCUGUUAACUUAUUGAAGUUAAUAUUCUUUAAGAUUCAUUUACAGAGGAUGCUUUGAACUAUCAGGAGCCCUUUUAGGCAAAAAUAGCCCUAAUUUUUUGCCACAUAGUGCUUGAAAGCCUGCCUGUAUUCUUCUCAAGCUGUCAGCCAAUGUACAAUUCAGAGAUACUGUAAUCAGAAUAUACAUGUAUUUAAAUUUUGCAAUAGAAGUAUGGACUUCUAGAUAGGUUGAUAAUAAACCAACAUAAGUUCAUGCAUUGGUUUAAGAACUUGCCUUGAAAUUAGCCAGUUGAGUUUUUUACAUAUUAUUUGGCUGAAUUGGCUAAAACAGUUAUUACUUGGUCGUUGAACUGAUACCAGUUUCUAUAUUUAAAUUAUAUUUAUUUGGUUUACAUUAAUUGUGUAAAUGUGUUAGUCCUGCAUUAUAUUGUCAUUUGCAUAAACAUUUUAUUAUUAAUUACUAGAAUUAUAAAGAAAAUAUCUGCCAAUUUUCUGAAACAGAUAGAAAAGAUUUGCCUCGUUUCUAACAUAAAUAUCAUAUAGAAAAGAUCUGCCCUGUUUCAAACAUAAAUAUAUAGAAAAGAUCUGCCUCAUUUCUAAGACAGAUAUAGAGAGAAGAUCUACCUGGUUUCUAACAUAAUUAUCUUUUAGCUUCUAACACAAAUAUGUAGAAGACGUCUGGCUGGUGACUAAAACGAAUACAGGUUUCGUUUUUGUUAAAAUGGCUCCUUAUAUUUUUUGAGAUAUUUAAAACAGAUAGUAAAUAAAAUAACAAAAUCACAGUUAUUUUGGAAUUUCAUUUUUACUUGUACCUAUUUAAACAUAGAAACAGAAUAUUAUGGAAAAUAAUUGAUGUAAAUAUUGUCGUUACAUUGUUAAUAUUUUUGUGUUGUGGUUGUAAAAAGCCUUAAUAUGUUAUUUCUUGCAGCUUUUUCUAGUCUAUAUAGUUAAUAUAAUAGUUACCUGCUCACUGUCUUUAAUUGCUUUAUAUAAUUGAUCCACACUUGCUUUUUAUACAGGAAUACUAGCUUGAGGAAAUUGUUUACUAACAUAAGGAAAUUGUUUUCUUUUUUUUUUCCCCCUUUUCACUCAUUGUCAAAAACAGGUCAAAUUCACUAUUUUGUUAACUUCUGAUCACAUAGUGUUUAGCCAGUCUUGUUUUAAUCUAUGAUUGUAGGAACGUUUCUAGGUAAUAAUAGAAUCUCAGUGUCUUGUACUUACUCAAGUACUAGAUGAACACUUAUUUUUUUUUUUUUUUUUUUUUACUAAAACAAGCUGUUGUAUAUUUUGCCUUUUGUGAGAGAAAUACAAGAAGUAUUAUUGAAAGACAUAUAUUUUGAUAUGCAGAAAUUUACUACAAAUUGAGGUGCAGAUAGCAAAAUUAUUGCUCAUUGUAAACAGUAUAUUAAAUGUUACGAUGUUAUUUCUUGCAGUUUUAUUCAUACUUGUACGAAUGUUGAGGUUUGCAUUGUGAAAAAUGUGUGUUAGUCAGAGUCGUAGUUUUAAAAAAUGUAGCAAUCUUCAUAAUAUAGCUAAACUGCGGUUUUGAGAAAAGAAAUCUUUUUUUUUGUUACAAAUUAAUAAUAACAAACUUAUUGUGUUCAGAAAAAAUACUUCAGGUUAAUGAGAAAUGAGUAAUAACAAUGAUAGAUAUUGUAUCUUUAUUUGCAUUUGAGGAAGUUUACUAAGAGACUAGAGGUUAAGAAAUUCUGUAGUUAUAUAGAUAUUAAACAAAUGGUAUUUUUUCUCACUCACUUAACACAUAGAUUUGGCUCUGUGGAAUAUGGGAAGUUGGUAUUGUGAUUUUUUUCAGGUGUACCAAAUUCCUGGCCAUGAUAAUGGAGUGCUGGAUUUUUUUAGUUUACAGAAGUGCUUUCCGUGAUUAUAUGAUCACAUUCCUUGUUGCUUGACAUGUUUAAUGUCUGUGUAUAUUGAUAAUUGUUCUCUGUGUGUUUCAUUUUGUUGCAUUGUUGUUAUUCUGUACUUACUACAUUCUGCUGAGGUCGUGGGUUCAGAAAGUGCUUUUGUGUGGCUCUUAUUAAUACAUAUUUUCAAUGUGCAAUGUAGAAGACAUAUUUUGUCCCUAAGUAUCAAGGCAUUAGGCUUGCAGAAAAAUGUUAAGUGAGGACCAAGCUCUGCUUAGAUUUUGUGAUUGCUGUGUUUUAUGCUGAUAGAUUGAAUAGUGAUCUCCAAUGACAUAAAUCCAAGUGUUAAGAUUUUAAAAAAUGAUGUUUAUGUAAAUCUAUUUUAUUUUUUUUCUCUGUAUCGUCACCUUAGUGCAAAAAGUGAAUAAGUGCUUCUUUAAGUCAAUGAAGUUAUCCACUUCUUGCACUGAGGUGACAGUAUACAGUCUUAUACUCUUCCACUUUUCAAAAGUGCAGAUUUGCAAAUUUUAUCAAAUCAUGAAGUAAAAUAGAUGCAAAUAUUUGCAUGUCUACUGUAUUUUGGCCUAAUUGUAGAUAACGUUCAAGGAAACAGAUUAUUCUUUGUGUAUUCAAACUUAAUCAGAUAUGAUUGUCAUGAAAACUAUUCUCCACAGCUUGUAUUUAAUGUACCAUAUGGCAGAUUGAUUUCCUUUAAAAAAAACUGCAUUAAUGCAGAAGGAAAUAAACAGCCAGUUCACUACUGGUAUGUAAUAGGAAAAGCAGGCAAUCCCUUUUUCUCAGUAUGAAAGGGUGUACAGAAUACAUAUGUAAUUCUAAACAGAUUUGAUAUAUCAUGCAUUUCUCUCCACACUUAAGUUAUGUUUGUUUUAACUUUAUAUCUCAAAUGAACACUGAAUGCACAGUUUUACCUGAAAAUGUUUGAAGAAUUUUUUGUCUGCAAAUUAGAAUGAUAUUAUUAAAAUGAUAUUUUAAGUCAAUGUUAUUUUUUUUUGCAACAGUAAUUAUUCACAGAUUCAAAGAAAUUAGUUUGUAUACCAUACCAUAGAAUCUCUGUUUGAUGGCUUUGUAUUGGUAAGUUACAUUUACUGAUUUACCAUUUGUUAGUGUUUAAACAUUUUGAGGAGCAUUUGUUUCUGAUUGUAUUUAUAAAAUUGAGGCAUAAAAAAUUAUUCAAAAGUUUAUCAUAGUGAGAACUAUUAACCUUUAGCCUGCUGGCGGCAAGUGGUUUUGCCUUUGCAGACCAGUGCAGCCUGCACGGAUCUGAUUAUUCAGUCUGUAAAUUUUCAGUGAACAUCCUUUUGAAUAAUAAAUGGUACUGCCCAAAUUGAAUGAUGAGACUAGUUCAUUUUAGAAAUGUAGCAGGGUUAAGGUUAAUGUAGUGGAUCUGUAAUGACAUAUGGCAGUUCCCUUGCAAUUACAUGUUAUUGUUAUAUAAUUCGGUAGUCCUCAGAGGUAAAUAUAGGUCAGCGCUUACAUGGCAUGCCAUAAAAGCCAGAGAACGCUGAAAUAGCCUACAGAGAAUUAAUUUUACCAUUUUACCAUUGUCUUUAAGGGUCCACUGCAUUAACCCUUACCGUGCUAAAUUUCUGUAAUGAUCCUGUCCAUCUUUUAGUUUGGACAGUACCAUUAACUGUUUAAAGGGGUGCUUACCAAAAGAUACUGACUGAAUGGCGAACAGUGCAGAUCAUGAUCAGACAGCACAAAUGUACAGGCUGAUCAUGAUCUACACUGGUCGCAAAGGCAGAAUCAAUCGUGUCCAGCAUGAUAAGGGUUAAUAUAAUCUGUGUAGAAGUUGUCUGGCAUUGUGUGUAUUUGUGUUUAUGUAUAAAAAUAGAAAUACAGCAGUCUGGUAGGAUCUAGGUCCAUCUGUUGAAGCAGCAUAUAUACAGAUUUAAGUCAUUAUGUUUGAAAUUUUCUCAAACAGAUAAAUAUAUAAAACUCCUAAUCAUAAACAAACAUUCUUCAUUGCACACUGUAGAGAACAUCUAAAAAUGUUAGUGUUUCACACCACAAGGAUAGAGUACAAUUUUCUGCACACUUCUAGAGAGCAUAAAUAGAUACUCUAAUGAAAUGAUUUACACAUUUUAGAUACCAACUGUUUAAAAAGUCAGAUUUAUUUUUACAGAGGUUUGUAGAUGUGCUGCUUUAUAGGAUUGAAUUUAAUGGCAGUGUAAUGGGAUCUGCUUUAAUAUUGUCGUAUAGUUAAAGGUGCAAAAUUUAUUCUAGAAAAUUCAACUUUUUUUGUUAACAUUCUUUUUAUGAUGUUUUUCAUUUAUUUCAUUGUGUAUCAGAAUCUCUUGUUAUAACACCUAGCAACACCAUACUUCAUACUCAGUUAUCAGAACAUUAGGAUAAAAGAUGGAGUUCCAAUAUAUAGAUAUAAACAGUUUAGUUUUAAUAUUGUUUGACUUUGGCAUGAUACUUACUUACUGACAGUACCUUCACUGACUGAUUUGUUUAAACUGUCCUGUUAGUACACUCUAGUAUUCUACAGUCAAGACAUGAUUACCCAUUCAUGUUGUAACACUGUGACAUGGUACUGUCCACACUGUCAGAUGUUUACACAAUCCUGUUAGUACACUCUAGCAUUUUAAAGUCAAGAUUUGACAUGAUUACCCAGUCAUGUUAUAGCACUGUGACAUGAUACUGUCCACAUUCUGUCAGAUAUGUUUACACAAUCCUGUUAGUACACUCCUUUUACAGUCAAGACUUUGACAUGAUUUCCCAGUCAUGUUAUAGCACUGUUACAUUCUACAGUCUACACAGUCAGAUAUGUUUACAUAAUCCUGUUAGUACUCUUUGACAUUCUACAGUCGGCAUUUAGACAUGGUUACCCAGUCAUGUUAUUGCACUGUGGAGUUACACAAUCUGCACCAAAACAUUAUGGUUAUUACACUCUUUGACAAUAUUUGAAGUAUAAGUGCUUAAAAUGUAGUAUCUUUCUUAAAAUUAUAAUUCUAACAUGAUCCGAUUCAUUUUCCUAUUAAACAAAGAAGGCAGAAAACAGUGAAUUAUUAUACAACAAAUCACUGUUCUGACGUCACAACGGCAUAGCAGCGUGCUGGAAAAGGAACCGAUUGAAAACGGGCAAAUAUUUGAUUAAUGUCAUCAAGGAUGUACUUAAAAUCCUUGGUAACGUGUUAGAAUCGAAAUAAUAUAUCUCAUUUAGUGAUUUGCUCUUGAAUAAAUCAUUGUUUGUCGUUCAGAUGCGUAUUAUUAUAUCACUUGGGCUGCGCCCUCGUGAUAUAAUUCCUUCGCAUCUGAACUCCAAACAAUGAUUUAUUCAACGACAAAUCACUGGAUGAGAUAUAUUAUUUCUUAAACAAAUCUAUGAGAUAAAGGCUGUAAGAGUUAUUUGCAUACUAAAAGAAUUGGGUCAUUUUUUUACAUUUUUGUGUGAAUUCCAGCAAACAAAAUAAAGAACAAAACAGAAACUGGCCAUACUUUCUUUAAAUUUCAUGUCACUGUGAACGAUGUAUCAAACACCAGGGUGCUCAGUAUGAAGAGAGAAAAGAAAUAAUCUUCAUUGGUAAACUAAACCAAAUUUGGUUGUCUCAAGAUUUUGGGAAAUUUCACUUCCAUGUUCUUAUAAUAAUUUCAGGUCUGUUUUGUCUCAUAGAUCUUUUUGAUUAAAAUAAGUCAGAAAAAUGUUCAAAAGACUGCUUGUGUUCUUAUUAGUGUCAUGGAAUAAGAAUUUUAUAGUGUAAUAAUAUCAUUUAUAGCUGCAUUUUUAUUGUUCCUUUGUUGUCCAUGGUUACAGUUUCAUUAAAAUAGUGAUUGACAGUUGUUAGUAGUAUUUGUUGUAGGUAUUUAAAAAAAAGUAAUAAAAAGAUAAAAGUAUUACAGAUUUUGACCAUAUAAGUUUGUUUAAAGUGUGGAGAAGUUGUAUUUGUCAGUGUAGUUGUUUGGUCUGUAGAUACAUGAAAAAAUGACUUAUGGUGUUGUAGUUAUAUAUAUAUAUAUAUAUAUAUAUUUGGAAAACAAUGUAAAUAGAUAUUAAAAUUGAUAACAAA